Molecule: messenger RNA, 1249 nt
Organism: Ilyonectria robusta
Lineage: Eukaryota; Fungi; Ascomycota; Sordariomycetes; Hypocreales; Nectriaceae
Product: Alpha/Beta hydrolase protein
Exons: 1
Coding region: 166-1170 (334 amino acids)
Source: RefSeq, a predicted model, not a curated record
CCCUGUCGUAUCUUCGUUCUGGCUCUACCACACUUAGGCAUCAAUGUUUGGGACAUAUAACCUCCGUCGCCAACUCUCACUUAUAAUUCAGUCUCUUCUCGCUUGGGCUUUUUAAUCUCGCUACUCUCCAUUAAUUCAUUGGAAAUCAAGAUCUUCAUCAGCAUCAUGGACCGUGAAGCCGAGAAAGUUGCCGAGAAGCCGGAGGACAUUUCUUCCCCCGUGUCCAACACGGAGAUAGAUGGGCCACAGGAGCAAGACCGCACCUCUCAGGUGAUCAAUUUCCCUGACACCGACCGCAAAAUCGGCUUCGCAGAGUAUGGAUCUAAAUCUGGAACUCCCGUCGUCUAUCUCCACGGCCUCCCAGGAUCGCGGUUUGAAGCUUCAUUAUGGGAGGCAAAUGCCACAGCUCUCGACGUGCGCCUCAUCGGACUCGACCGACCUGGCAUGGGUCUCUCAACACGCGAUUCAGCCCGCACAAUGACGGCAUAUGCGGGUGAUGUUGCAACGGUGGCACAGCACCUGAAGCUCGACAAAUAUUUCAUCCUGGCUGUUUCUGGAGGUGGCGGAUAUGCAUUGGCAUGCGCCGCGCAGAAAGACAAACUCCCGGGGCUCCAGGGCGUUGGAGUCGUGGGCGGUCUUGGCCCACGCAACAUGACGCAGCAGGGCAUGGGCUUGAUUCAAAGACUUAGCUUCCACGCAAUGGACUGGGUCCCUAAUGGCGUCGUGGGAUGGAUGUGGGAUGCAAUGAUUGGGAAAUCAGCAAGGAACCCCGAUCCAACAGUACUGGAGAAGGCAGUCAAGAAGCUCUUGGCAACAGAAGUAAAGGGCGCUGAUACCGAUAUCGCCAAGGAUGAGAAUAAUAUGCGGAUUUUGACAGAUUCGCUACGCGGCGCGUUCAUUCAGGGAAGUCAUGGGUAUGUACACGAAGCAAGUCUAGUCGUGAAGCCUUGGGGAUUUGAUCUGGAGGAUAUCAAGGGCAUUCAGGUCAGGCUAUGGUAUGGAGAGAAGGAUAAUCUCGCCCCACCGGCUGCGGGCAAAGCGAUGGCCGACAAGAUUCCCAAUGCCGUUUUCACGAGAUACGAAGGGGAAAGCCAUACAUCAUCAGUCAUGAGGCAUCAGAAGGAAAUCUUGACAGCGCUGUGCGGGUUGAGUAUAGAUCCCGAGUCUUAAUCCAACACAAGUUGGUAUGUUUUGAAGUUUCGCAAUAAUUACCUAGAUUUAGAAACACUACUUUAUUUACUAAAUCUCC